AUGGACGUCUCGCAGUACGAUGUUGAGGUCGAUGGCGCUGACAAUGUCGAAGGCUAUGUCGAAACGUACGUCGAGCAGCAGCCAAGCGGACCUGUGAAGCUUUUUGUUGGCCAAGUGCCGCGUAACAUGGAAGAAGAUGAUUUGCGUCCUGUGCUUGAGGUUUACGGCCAAUUAGAAGAUUUAAUGAUCAUUCGCGACAAGAUCACAGGCGCUCAUCGGGGCUGCGCUUUUGCUUCGUACUUUACCCGUGACGCGGCUGAAAAGGCUGUGAUAGAACUUCACAAUAAGGUCACGCUGCCGCAUAGUAUCAAUCCAUUACAAGUGCGUCCUGCUGAGGGGCAGGCUGGUGCGUCUCAAGAGCAUAAACUCUUUAUUGGCAUGAUUCCAAAAACGGCUGAUGAGGGCGCUAUUCGAGAGGUUUUUGAGCUUUAUGGUACGAUUGAGGAAGUUUAUAUCUUGCGUCAUCCCUCAACGGGUUUGAGUAAGGGCUGUGCUUUUCUUAAAUUUAAGGAUCGUACUUCUGCUCUUGCAGCCAUUGAUGACGUUAAUGGAAAUAUCACAAUGGACCGUGGUACGUCGCCGCUUGUUGUAAAAUUUGCUGACAGUCGUCGUCAGCGUCUUCAACGUGCACGGAAUAUGGCGGCUGCAGCAAAUGCAUACUGGCCUUUGCCACCUGGAGCAGGACUUGCGUUUCCUCAACUGCAACAGCUUCAGCAGCAAUACAUGCAGCAGAUGCAAGCGUUUGGGGUACAAGUAGGCUUAAAUCCUGCUGUGGCUGGUCUCGAAUCGCCUGUUGGAGGUGCUGGUGGAGGCCCAGCAAGCCCUACAAACUCGUUUCUAUAUUACAAUCCGUAUGGGUUUGCGGCGGGACCAGCUGGUCCAUAUGGGUUUAACGGUCUGCCGAAUGUGGGCGCUGCAAUUAGUAGCUAUGAUAUGCAGUCUGGUGGUCUGGUAGAAAUGCAAGGUCAAGCAGUUGAAGCAGUGAAAGCCGCACGUACGACUAGCCAAUUGGAGGGUCCCACGGGUGCCAAUUUGUUUAUCUAUCAUUUGCCACACGAUUUAACGGAUGCUGACUUGGCUACUGCCUUUGCACCAUUUGGUACUGUCAUAAGUGCUAAAGUGUAUAUGGACAAGAUUACUGGAGAGAGCAAAGGCUUUGGUUUCGUGAGUUAUGAUAGUUCGGAAGCUGCCGACGCUGCUAUUGCUAGCAUGAAUGGAUUUCAGAUUGGUUCAAAGCGAUUAAAAGUCCAGCACAAGCGUAUACACCAGAGAAUUGAUUACAUGUCAAGCAGCAGUCUUCUUUGUCAUGAUGACGAUCUAGCGAAUAUAGAGUACCAUUCUGGUUUGGACGAUGGUUUUGACGAUGAAGAUGAUGGCGCUGAGUCUCCUAGCAGUGUCGCAGAAGGCAAUGACGGCGUCGACGCGUCACUAGACGAGGCCGUGCAGAAUCUGCGCAUUGACGCAUAA
Messenger RNA from Plasmopara halstedii, 1467 nucleotides. Its product is annotated as cug-bp-and etr-3-like. The record is from RefSeq and is a predicted model, not a curated record. The transcript has a single exon. Bases 1 to 1467 code for a protein of 488 amino acids. Lineage: Eukaryota; Oomycota; Peronosporomycetes; Peronosporales; Peronosporaceae. Gene Ontology annotation, molecular function: RNA binding.